This is a messenger RNA of Hypomesus transpacificus, 1057 nucleotides long. RefSeq names its product claudin-4. The record is from RefSeq and is a predicted model, not a curated record. Lineage: Eukaryota; Metazoa; Chordata; Actinopteri; Osmeriformes; Osmeridae. Gene Ontology annotation, molecular function: structural molecule activity. The transcript has a single exon. The coding region runs from base 103 to 738 and encodes 211 amino acids. Gene Ontology annotation, cellular component: bicellular tight junction; plasma membrane. Gene Ontology annotation, biological process: bicellular tight junction assembly; cell adhesion.
CGGUCCACAAACACGAUUGUUCAUAAUUGUCUGUGAGGUGGAGAAACGAGCAGGUGCCCUAAACAAUUUACUCGUCUCUGAGCAGCAACAGCAAGGAUCAGCAUGGCAUCCCAGGGCCUUCAGAUCAUGGGUGUCCUUCUAGCCUUGGUCGGCUGGCUGGGCACCAUCAUCACCUGCGCCAUGCCAAUGUGGAGAGUCACUGCCUUCGUAGGAGCCAACAUAGUCACCGCCCAGGUGAUCUGGGAAGGUCUGUGGAUGAACUGUGUGGUCCAGAGCACAGGCCAGAUGCAGUGUAAGAUAUACGACUCCAUGUUGGCCCUGCCUCAGGACCUUCAGGCAGCCAGAGCCAUGGUUAUCAUCUCAGUGAUGGUUGGAGUGUUUGGAGUCUUGAUGGCUAUCGCCGGAGGGAAGUGCACCAAUUGUAUAGAGGACGAGAGCACCAAAGCCAAAGCCUGUAUUGUCUCCGGGGUCAUCUUCAUCAUCGGUGCUUUCCUCAUCAUCAUCCCCGUGUCAUGGUCUGCCCACGCGGUCAUUCGAGACUUCUACAACCCUUUGUUGAUAGAGGCUCAGAGGAGAGAGCUGGGCGCAGCGCUCUAUAUAGGGUGGGGGUCCGCAGAACUCCUGCUGCUGGGAGGGGGGCUGCUAUGCCAGACCUGCCCCCCCAAGGAAAACCAAACAUACGGAGGAACCAAAUUUGCCCCGGUUAGAGCAGCCUCCUUUCCCAUGAACUAUGUUUGAGUGAGUCUAUAUGGAUUACAGAUCCUGGCAUGUUCAAUGUAAUCUGUGGAGAGGUACAUGUACUAACUGCACUGCUCAUAAAGUUCUUCUCAAAGUGCACAACAGUAUUUGAUGUGCCACUCAUUGAUUAAUAGUGGGGGAUGUUGUAGAUUUGCAGUUAAUGAUUUGACUGUUCCAACUGUUCCAACCCAUGAAAUGCAUUGUUUGACAAAUAGGAUGUGACUUAUGAAAUAUACCAACUAACCCAAAUAUAUGCUCUUAAAUAAUCACACUUUCGAUUAAAACAAUUAGGGUUUUCUCAAAUUUACUGUGAAAAAUA